Messenger RNA from Dermacentor silvarum, 1173 nucleotides. Its product is annotated as myb/SANT-like DNA-binding domain-containing protein 3. Bases 487 to 1173 code for a protein of 228 amino acids. The transcript has 4 exons. NCBI's taxonomy places the organism in Eukaryota, Metazoa, Arthropoda, Arachnida, Ixodida, Ixodidae. The record is from RefSeq and is a predicted model, not a curated record.
UUCUGAAACGCUCCUCAACUUAGACCAUUUCCUUACCUUACGUGAGGAGCCCUUCAUGCCUCCUUACCUCAAGGAGCUCCUUCAGGGCUACAGUGUAUUCUAAAAGCUUCCUUCAACGUUCCUUUGGAAAGGGCCUCCUCAGUGAGGUAACGUGCGUAUUUCACGAGUCUUGGUUCGAGGGUAGAUGUGAAAUAUUAAAUAAACGUUCGCUUUCAAGCUAGAAUCAAGCAUAUGUGUAAUAUUUUGUUAUGCACACCGAUAAAUGUUGACGUGCGCACUGCUAUUUUGCUAGGCAGGUGCACAUAUUGUUCUGCUUUAUUUAACUUUCUGCUUUUGCGGCAGGCAAAAAUGUUGGUCUAGCAACAUUGGCGACAACCUUCUGACCAUUUCUGACCACGCUAACCACUCUUCUCACUGCUUCUGACCACGCUUCUGACCAACGCGUCAUUGUUCUGACAAGUUUUGAUAGCCGCGUACGCCAGAAACAUGCCCGGGAAGCUGUUUUACUGCGACGACGAAAAGGACCUCGUAACAGAGCUUGUACGAAAGUACAAGUGUUCAAUCGAGAGCAAGAAAUCCGAUACCGUGUCGCUGACGAGAAAGUUGAAGGCAUGGGAAGCUUUGACUGCCGAGUUCAAUAGCGCUGAAAAUGUGCGGCCGCGCACUGUCGCCCAACUACGGAAGCUAUGGGACAACAUGAAGCAGCGAUGGAAAAAAGAAAAAGCAAAGCAAAUAAGGGAUGCCAUGGCUACAGGAGGUGGGCCGCCGCCGGAACCGAUGGAUGAUCGGCUGUUGCAGAUCGAGGCUGCAGUUCCCCAUCUAUCGGAACGGGUCAACAACCCCUACGAUAGCGACCGACCACCAUCAACGCAACCGGGCGAUCGCGUGGCCGAUAUAAUCGCCAGAAUGACCCAGAGCAACGCGGAGGACAGUGAAGACGAUCGUACCCUGGAAUUAAGCAGCACUGACUAUGCGUACAUGGAUUCUGCAAAUGCAAGAUCACCGUUACCAGCAGACCCUACUGAGGGCUCAUCUGAGCCUGUGCAAGCCACACAGCAAGCCUCUCAGCCGACUCAGUGCACUGCAACCCAGUCAGCGUCGUCGCAAGAAACAGUGCUUUGUCUUCAGGCAGCCAAACCGCCUCUUCCAAACUCCAAAUGCUCUCUCUAUUGA